This is a messenger RNA of Cyclopterus lumpus (lumpfish), 1934 nucleotides long. It is a transcript of the gene noc4l, whose product is annotated as nucleolar complex associated 4 homolog. The record is from RefSeq and is a predicted model, not a curated record. The transcript is spliced from 15 exons. NCBI's taxonomy places the organism in Eukaryota, Metazoa, Chordata, Actinopteri, Perciformes, Cyclopteridae. Gene Ontology annotation, biological process: ribosome biogenesis. Gene Ontology annotation, cellular component: nucleolus; Noc4p-Nop14p complex; small-subunit processome. The coding region runs from base 41 to 1633 and encodes 530 amino acids.
AUAUUCUUAAAGUAACUUGAAUGUAGCAUCACCGGUAAUCAUGGCGCCGGCCAAAAAACGCAACGUGAUUUCAGCGAAAACACCAGAACAAAGUGGAAAAAAGGCUAAAAUUGACCUAAAUACCAAAGUUGAAAAUGUACUUGAGAGCAGAAAAAAUGCCAACGACGUUUUCGACAUCCUCGAGUUCCUUGAGUCAAGAAAAGAGAAAGAUGUUGUCAAUGCGGUCAAUGCUUGCAGCAAACUGUUCACCACCUUGUUGGAGAAAAAUGAACUAUUUUUGGGGAAACUGCCCGCAGAGGACGAGGCGUUGAGUGGGAGCCGCAGUGCUGACGAGAAGUACAGCAUGUUCAUGAGACACCGAUACAACAGCUGUGUGGAGAUGCUGCUCGAGCACCUCAACCAUGAGCUUCAUUGUGUGAAGGAGAGUGCCCUGUGCUGCCUCAUGAAGUUUGCAGCGGGAGAAGGACAGCAUCCCCUCGAGGACUUGGACUGGAAUGAACACUACAGCUUCCCAAGAGAACUCAUCCAGGCAGUGGUGGACAGACUGCUGACCAAAACAACAGACAACUCCCUGCUGAUCUCCAGGUUCCAGGAGUUCCUUGAGAUGGAGGAUGUCCGCUAUUACGUCAUGAGCUCCAUCCGUGAGAAUGUGGGCAAAGUCAUGGACAAAAACAAAGGGGCGUUGGUGCCUGUAUAUCAGAACAACGUGUUCACCCUCAUGUCCAACAUCAGUGUACCGAGCGAGGAGUCAGAGCUCACCACCUUUAUGAUCAAACAGGAAGCCAAGCAUGAGGACUGGAAAGUUGCUAAACUGAAUGAACACAAGCGUGCCUUUGAGAGGAUGUGGCUGGGCUUUCUCAAGUAUAAGUUGCCAAGCAACAUGUAUAAAAAGAUCCUGGUGAUCCUCCAUGACUCCAUUUUGCCCAACAUGAGUAAACCCACACUGAUGAUUGACUUCUUGUCUGCUGCCUAUGAAGUCGGUGGGGCUAUCAGCCUGCUGGCCCUCAAUGGGCUUUUUGUCCUCAUACAUCAACACAACUUAGAUUACCCGGACUUCUACAAGAAGUUGUAUAAUCUGCUUGAGCCUUCUGUUUUCCAUGUGAAGUACAGAGCACGCUUUUUCCACCUCGCUAACCUCUUCCUUAGCUCCAGUCACUUGCCAGUGUACCUAGUGGCCGCGUUUGCCAAACGCCUGGCUCGCUUGGCUCUCACAGCACCGCCGACAGCCCUCCUUUUAGUGCUGCCCUUCAUCUACAACCUGAUCCGGCGCCACCCGUCCUGCAGAAUCCUCAUUCACAAGCCCAGCACACAGGAUGAGUCGGUGGAGGACCCAUAUCUAAUGGAUGAAGAGGAUCCUGCCCAGUGCCGUGCCUUAGAGAGCAGCUUGUGGGAGAUUAAGACAUUGCAGAAGCAUUACCAUCCAGAUGUGGCCAAGGCUGCUGUGUCCAUCAACACACCUCUGUCCGGACAAGAGGAGGACAUCACUGAGGUGCUGGAGAUAACAACAUAUGAGCUGAUGGAGAGAGACCUGAAGAAGUCUCGGAUCAAGAGUGUCCCACUGGAGUUUGAAACUGCCACACAGUUACUAAACGGAGUGGGAGAUGUUUUAGGACAGCACUUCUGUCUGGAUUAAAACAAGGAAAAAUGAGCGACCUGCAUUUUUAGCAUGUUACACAUUUCUGGGACCAGUUUAUAUUUUCAAGGUAGCCGUUUGGCCUGGACCGGAAGUGAGGACAGACGUUUCUUUGAGUCCAGCUACAGCAGCAGCAAGAAUGACAGAAAUGCCUAAAACCUGGAGUUGUGUUAUUGUUUAUCUCUGACUAUUGAUGUGUAACUAUUGUGUAUCAGUAAAACAACUUUUCCAUAGCUUGUGGUGUAUACAUCUCUAGGUUUGUGUUUUUUGGACUGAUAAAAGAAAAUGAUUUACAAAUUAA